AUCUUACAUCCUCCACUUUCCAAAAAAACAAGAAAAUUCAAAACAAGACAAAACAAAAAACAAAUGGUUUCUAAUCAUGAUUAUGAUUACUUUUCAUUUCUUGUUGUUGUUGUUGUAAAGAUGAGUAGUAUGAUAAUAAUGCAGAGUAUUGAUUACUCAAGGCUUUUUUGGUUAUUUUUUGGAAUCUUGUCUCACGUUUACCACGAAGAAAAGUCUUGGAUUGAGGAUUAAUUCUACAAAGUUUUAGAUAAAUUAAUAGUAAAUAAACUCUUUCUGUUUUUGUACUUUAUUUUUGGUGUUUACUUUUGUAGUCUUUCUUGCACAAAAGUUGUUGUACAAAUUAUUAUAGUGCUUAUAAAGUUUAGGUGAUUGUUACUUUGUUAGUUAGAAUAAUAAUAAUUAUAAUUAUUAUUAUUUAGUUAAGAAUUAAAUAUGUAUUAUUCUAAUAAUAGAAAGGGCAAAAAAGAGGAUGGUAGAAAGGAGCAUAGUUACAUGGAAACUGAUCCAACUGGUCGAUAUGGUCGGGUUGGAGAUAUUCUUGGAAAAGGGGCAAUGAAAACAGUGUAUAAAGCAAUUGAUGAGGUCCUUGGAAUAGAGGUAGCGUGGAACCAAGUCAAACUCAAUGAGGCACUUCGUACACCAGAGGAUUUGGAGAGACUUUAUUUAGAGGUUCAUCUUCUCAGUACCCUCAAACACCAAUCCAUCAUGCAAUUCUAUACCUCUUGGAUUGAUGUUGACAACAGGACCUUCAACUUCAUUACAGAAAUGUUCACUUCUGGGACACUCAGAGAAUACAGGAAGACAUAUAAGUAUGUAGGCAUGCAAGCAAUAAAGAGUUGGGCUCGCCAAAUCUUACAGGGUCUUGUUUAUCUGCAUGAACAUGAUCCUCCAGUAAUUCAUAGGGACCUCAAAUGUGACAACAUAUUUGUCAAUGGACAUCUUGGACAAGUGAAAAUUGGUGACCUUGGUCUAGCGGCAAUUCUACGUGGUUCACAGCCAGCUCACAGCGUUAUCGGAACCCCAGAGUUCAUGGCACCGGAAUUGUAUGAAGAAGAAUACAAUGAACUUGUUGAUGUGUACUCAUUUGGCAUGUGUGUUUUGGAAAUUAUUACAUCUGAUUAUCCAUAUAGUGAGUGUACUAAUCCGGCGCAGAUAUACAAGAAAGUGACAUCGGGUAAGCUACCGGCAGCAUUUUUCCGGAUUGAAGAUGCAGAAGCACAAAAGUUUAUUGGAAAAUGCCUAGUGAAUGCAGCAAAGAGACCAUCGGCAAAGGAACUGUUGAAGGAUCCAUUUCUUGUGUGCGAUGAUGCAUCAUCGAUAACAAAGAUUGUGAUGCAGGAUCCAUUUUUAAAUUACACUGAGAUGGAUAAACUUCAAUUGAAGAGUGAUUCACCUAGGACUUCAAUGUCAAUAACCGGGAAGCUGAAUCCUGAAGAUGAUUCUAUCUUUCUCAAAGUGCAAAUUUCUGAUAAGGAUGGUUAUGCUAGGAAUGUAUAUUUUCCCUUUGACAUUUUCAAUGACACUCCAAUUGAUGUUGCAAUGGAGAUGGUGAAAGAGUUGGACAUCACAGAUUGGGAGCCUUCUGAAAUUGCUAAUAUGAUUGAAGGAGAGAUAUCCGUCCUGCUGCCCGAUAGAAGAAAUAGCAACCAUCCACACACCUGUCAUUCAUUCAGUUAUCAUGAUGAUGAGAAUGAUGAAGGUCCUCAUCAAUAUCAUCACUCUGUCUCUUCUUGUUCAUCGUCGCAAGAAUCAUUAUCUAGUGCAGUCAAUAGAGCUGAUGACGUAUCAAAUGGAUAUCGUUUGCUCCAUGACGAUAUGUGUGAUGAUGCCAGUUCACGAUGCUCUUCACACGGGACAUACUCCGACUUGAAUUUUUGCUCUGUGGACGACCAGGAUCACAAUGUGGCUUCAACAAGAAAAGAUAAACAUCCCAUCAUGAAUCACAAGUUUACAAUGUUUUCACAUGGUGAAGACCAAAUCACUUUGAAUCAGUGCAAAGUUUUAGCUGGACCACAAGCACCUUCUACAAGUGAAAGUAAGAAGAUGACAGACAAUCGUAUAUUAACGAGGAACAAGUCACUAAUUGAUAUGAGGAGCCAAUUACUACACCGAUCUCUGGUCGAGGAGGUAAACAAAAGACGGUUAUUCAAGACAGUUGGAGCUGUGGAAAGUAUUGGAUUUCAAACUCCUUAUGAGAUUACAAGCAAAAAGUCACAGCCUGUAUGUGGUAAUUUAGAUGUCAGCUCUUCAGGAAAGGUAGAGAAGAAAACUUGAGAACUAAAAAGGUUUAAAAAUAGCUAUUGUUGAGCAUUGGAAUUAAAAAGAACAAAAAGAAAUGCAUACCUUUGUGUCUUGGACUAGAGAAAAUGUUAAGGUUGAUGUUCUAUGGUGUUUUCGGAUUUUCAAGGAAUAAUGGGCACGAUUUGAAGGAAAAUUCACAUGUUGUCCACUUAGAUGUCUAAGCAGAGUUAUUACGGUAAUAAGUUCAAAUGAAUGUAAAUAUAUGUUCAUGGAGUGUUCUGGACAUAAAUAAAUGCAUUUUUGGAAAUGAAUAAGUCUUCUCAUAUUAGUUGGAU
This is a messenger RNA of Cicer arietinum (chickpea), 2576 nucleotides long. RefSeq names its product probable serine/threonine-protein kinase WNK4. The record is from RefSeq and is a predicted model, not a curated record. Lineage: Eukaryota; Viridiplantae; Streptophyta; Magnoliopsida; Fabales; Fabaceae. Gene Ontology annotation, biological process: protein phosphorylation. Gene Ontology annotation, molecular function: ATP binding; protein kinase activity.